ACAGGAGGAACACGCGACUGCACGGGAAACCACAUGGCCUCCCCCCAUUGUGGCGGGCCGACGAGAAGCUGGCAGACGGGGAGAGACGGCGAGGGAAGCCCCGCUUGCAAAUAUUGGAAAAAGUGCUCGCAGGCGGUCCGGACAAAGGUGGCAGAGGGUCCAACAGAUGGCAACACACACACAUGCACACACUGGACUUUUGCGGGAGUCCGGACGGGGCGCUCGCCGGCACGCUGGUGCAGAGCUCUGUGACUGAACCCGAGUUGCCUCUCCUCCACAGAGCGGAUGUGCGGACGUGUGGCGAGCCAGCCGUACGCCACAAACGAACGGCGCGGAUCUCUCGGCGUCAAACCUCGCUGGGAGCCGGAGAUCGGACCGUGUCGACCAGAUAGGAGUGGCGGCAGCGUGCGUCCUCAGCGAUUCGUCAAAGCCGUCACGCCUACCGCCCGCUGGUCAUCCGCCACGCGAUAACGCCGCAGGAAACGCCAAAAGUUACAUUUGUACUCGAAACGUCUCGACCCCUCCCUCUCGGAGGACGCCAAAUACAUCAGGCGCCGUGUACAUCUUGGGCAAACCUCAACUUCAAGAUUUUUUCUCCUUCCUCCCUCAUUUAAUAUCGCCCUGAAUGCGACGAGCCGCUCGCCACCACGUGGUCCGAUUCCCUCGAGUCUGGCGCCAAUGCGGUUUCCUCUUUCAGACUCCCGCCCGGAGAACUCCACCCGACCCGUCGGAAGCUCCCCGGCCGGGCACGUCGAGUCGCCUCAAAGCGGCCGAGCCCGGCGGAGCGUCCGGACCAGCGCACGAGUGUAAGUGAUCCAAACGCUGCUUUUUUUCGACGUCCCCGAGCCGUAGGAGGCGAAGAUGAGUCCAGCGGUCCUUUGGGGUGAGGUAGUAGGUUGUAUAGUCUUAGGGUCCUUCCCAAACUGUCACAUGACUAUACAACUUACUGUCUUUCCUGAAGCGACUGUCAAGGCGGCGGCGGCGGCACCAAAACUGUAGCAGCAUGUAAACGGCAAUUUUUUCCCCCCCCCGUCAACUCUGAUCUCACUUUCCGGUGAUUUACGGUGUUCGUACAGGGUGAGGUAGUAGGUUGUGUGGUUUCAGGGUUGUGAUUUUACCCCAUCAGGAGCUAACUAUACAACCUACUGCCUUCCCUGGAGGGCAGCAAUUCGUCCUAGGAGCCGCACGUCACCCUCCUCCAAACGGCGCCUUGACGUCAGCAAGCGCACCCGUGCGCGAAGGGUGUCGACUGAAUCCAGGCCGGAGUAGGACGCUCCCGAAGCGGCUGCGCUGAUCCAAACGUCUCCCUCUCCGUCUUCGCAGUCAAACGAGCGCCCCCGGGAUUUGUCAUCUGGAAAUGCUCGGCAGCCAAAUCUCUGCGUCUGGUGAGUGAGGCCGGCAUCCAGGCAUGGCAGGGGACCUCUACUGCCCCCCGUCCCCAUUAGGGGACUCCCUUUUGGACAGCCCCCUGUGCGCUGACCUCAUGGACGAUCUUGGCGAUAUAUCCCAGUCCGUCAGAGACCAGGCUCUGGGGUUUGAUUUCCCGGCGUACCAGAAUCCUGGUUCGGAGUCGGAGAGCUCCAUUGCACUGGACACUUUAACCCCGGCUUCCAGUCCGUCACCGGGGGGCUGCGGGGAGGCAUCGCGGCCUGGUGAGGUCUCGGGCCCCCUCAGCUUGGAGUGCAGGGUGUGUUCGGACAAAGCGUCGGGGUUCCACUACGGCGUGCACGCCUGUGAGGGCUGCAAGGGUUUCUUCAGGAGAACCAUCCGGCUCGGGCUGGAGUACGACAAGUGCGAACGCCAUUGUAAAAUCCAGAAGAAGAACCGCAACAAGUGCCAGUACUGCCGCUUCCACAAGUGCCUUUCGGUGGGCAUGUCUCACAACGCCAUCCGCUUCGGCCGCAUGCCCCAGGCGGAGAAGAUCAAGCUGAAGGCGGAGAGCAAAAUGGCGGAGAAGAAGAAAGAGGCGAGCCCGGCGCUGUCUGACCAUCGGGCGCUCGUCGGGCGCAUCCACCGAGCCUACAUGAAGAACUUCAACAUGAACAAAGCCAAAGCGCGGCUCAUACUCACCGGGAAGAGCAGCGAGCCGGUAAAUCCGGCGACGGACGCGCUCGUUCUCAUCAUCUUCACCUCACCUUUUUGUCUUCCUCUUCAGCCGUUCAUCAUCCACGACAUGGAGACGUUCCAGCUCGCCGAGAGGACGCUAGCGGCGUCCAAAGGGGACGACGCGGAACCCGAGUGCAGCCUCUCGGCGGGGGUCCUGGUUGCCGCCGUAGGGUGCGGCGGGCUCCGGCAGAGAGAGGCCGAAGCUCGUCUCUUCCAUUGCUGCCAGAGCACCUCCGUGGAGACGGUCACCGAGCUCACCGAGUUCGCCAAAGCUAUUCCCAGCUUCCAGAACCUGGAUUUGAAUGAUCAGGUGACUCUCCUCAAGUACGGUGUUUACGAGGCUCUCUUCACGCUCCUGGCCUCGUGCAUGAACAAAGACGGGCUCCUGGUGGCGCGCGGCGGCGGCUUCAUCACCCGUGAGUUCCUCAAGAGCCUCCGGCGGCCCUUUGGCGAUAUAAUGGAGCCCAAGUUCCAGUUUGCCGCACGCUUCAACUCCCUGGAGCUGGACGACAGCGACCUGGCUCUCUUCGUGGCCGCCAUCAUCUGCUGCGGAGACCGUCCGGGUCUUGUGAACGCGACGCUGGUGGAGAGGCUCCAGGAAGGGAUCGUGCAGGCGCUACGGCUCCACCUGCAGGCCAACCACCCCGACGACGCCUUCCUCUUCCCGAGGCUGUUGCAGAAAUUAGCCGACCUCCGGGAACUGGUGACGGAGCACGCUCAGUUGGUGCACGAUAUCGAGACCACGGAGGACACCUCGCUGCACCCCCUCCUCCAGGAAAUCUACAGGGACAUGUACUAAAAGUUAUUUUUAGGACAAAAGGAGCCAGAAAAGAAAAAGUGAAAUAGUGUUGCAGCCAAGGUCUCAAACUCAAGUUUAAAUCUUUAUCAUGCAAUAUUUAAAACUUAUUUUUGACGCGUGACCACUGUGAAAUUAGCGAAGAAACCAGUAGUUGAGUUUCUUUUAUUUUUUGAACUGUAAUUCUAACCCCCUUGAAUUAAUCACUGAAUUCCACUUGAAGCAAUCAUGCUUCAUACCCUUUGUACAAUCUUUCAUAAAUACAAAAUACUAUGUGCCAGUAUGAAUCAUUUGUUUUAACAAGACAAUAAUUGUAUGAUUCUGUACAAACGUAUUUUCAAAAAUGUAUAUAAAUAAUAUUGUUCUAAAUUGUA
Molecule: messenger RNA, 3276 nt
Organism: Syngnathus typhle (broad-nosed pipefish)
Lineage: Eukaryota; Metazoa; Chordata; Actinopteri; Syngnathiformes; Syngnathidae
Product: peroxisome proliferator-activated receptor alpha-like
Exons: 11
Coding region: 1409-2905 (498 amino acids)
Biological process (GO): regulation of lipid metabolic process; hormone-mediated signaling pathway; negative regulation of inflammatory response
Cellular component (GO): nucleus
Molecular function (GO): nuclear receptor activity; zinc ion binding; RNA polymerase II cis-regulatory region sequence-specific DNA binding
Source: RefSeq, a predicted model, not a curated record